Messenger RNA from Capsicum annuum, 495 nucleotides. RefSeq names its product agamous-like MADS-box protein AGL29. The transcript is spliced from 2 exons. Gene Ontology annotation, biological process: regulation of transcription by RNA polymerase II. Bases 1 to 495 code for a protein of 164 amino acids. Gene Ontology annotation, molecular function: RNA polymerase II cis-regulatory region sequence-specific DNA binding; protein dimerization activity; DNA-binding transcription factor activity, RNA polymerase II-specific. The record is from RefSeq and is a predicted model, not a curated record. Lineage: Eukaryota; Viridiplantae; Streptophyta; Magnoliopsida; Solanales; Solanaceae.
AUGGAAUUAGAGUAUCCUAUCGCGCUUGCAACGUGUGAUUAUAUGAUUUGCUGUUCGUUGUUUAUCUGUUUUCGAAAAAUGAACCAAACAAUCGACAACAACCUAAAGGCGAUAUCCAACAGGACAUCGAAAAAUUCCAUUGGAUAUUCUACAUUCUCUAAGCGACGUUCUGGCUUAUAUAAAAAAGCUAGUCAACUCGUCAGAGAAAAUGAUGUCGAUCUUGGUAUCGUUCUAACUUCACCAACCGAUAAAGUAUACGCUUUUGUCCACCCAACUUCUAAUGCAGUUAUUGAUCGUUUUAUAAACUUGAAAACAGAUUUUGGUGAUCGAUUUGUUGCAGAAAAUUCACGUGAUAAAGUGAAUCAACUCAAUGAUAGGCUAAAUGAAUUUGAUAAAAGAGAAGAAAUUGCAAAAGAGAGCCUUCUUGCUUUAAAUGAAAUGGAUAAAACUAGAGAGAAAUCGCUGGGAGUUCAUCGAUCAGUUAAAUGCAGAUGA